Molecule: messenger RNA, 1242 nt
Organism: Suillus subaureus
Lineage: Eukaryota; Fungi; Basidiomycota; Agaricomycetes; Boletales; Suillaceae
Exons: 2
Coding region: 1-1242 (413 amino acids)
Source: RefSeq, a predicted model, not a curated record
AUGUCUUUGCGCACCGAAAUCAAGGAACUUCAGUCCACCCUCAAUACUUUCAGAGCUAGUCUGGCUCAUGUCACUCUCAAUUCUGCAGCUAAACAGAAGAUGAUGUGUGUUAUACAACGCAAACUGCAGCGCACUCAAAUUUCGAAACACAAAGUCUCCAAGGAGUUAAAGCAAGCAUGGCAAGAGAAUCUCACUCUCUGCAUAGAACAUUCAACUGUUCACAGUGCCUUGCUAUCUGAGGUUGAGUUUAUCCAUGUGACAGCAGCAGCCACUGCUUCCAGAGCAGAUGCUCUUCAGCUGAAUAUUCAAAACCUCAGAUGGCAGCUGGAAGAAUCUUGGAAAAAGGUCAAAAAGCUUCAGAUGCGAAAUUUACGGCUGCAGCAUGCUUGCAGUGAUGCAAAAGAAAGGACCUAUGCUGCUGAAGCUUCACAGCUGUUCAAGAAUGGCUCAUGGUCACCUCAAGCUCAAGCUCUCAUGCAUCUGUUCGUCAGAUCAGGUACUGCCCAUGAAUCAGUUGGAAUUCUCAUCAAUGCUGUGUGCAAGGCUGUGGGUGCACCUGUCCCAAAGAAGCCCAUGUGUCAUCAUACUGUGAACCAUGCACUUAUUGAAGGUGGGAUCAGUGCAAGGAUACAACUCGGUAAAGAAAUGAGGAAUGCCAAGAGUCUUAUGAUUGCCAGUGACUCAACAUCUCAUCAACAGAUUGACUACACCUCCUGCACUAUGGUGAUUCAGGCCUCCGAUUAUGCCAAUGGUACGGACUUGGGCUCAUCAGUUAAAAUCCGCUUCCUUGGAGUUACCUCCUCAGCAAGCCACACCAGUGAAACCCAGGUUGAGGGUUGGACAGAGACCAUCUCAGACAUCUCCACUGUCUUCAACAAUAGUCCUCUUGCUUACCAUUCACAUGAGAUACUCGACCUCGCAGGCUUUCUCUGUAAACUCAAGGGCAUGAAUGGUGACCACACCAGUGAUAUCAAGAAAACCAGGUGUCUCAUCAAGCAGUGGAAGCAUGAGAGCAUUCAUAUUUCACUUGGACACAAAGCCAUCAUCGAAAUGUCAUCUGAAGACUUAAAGCCACUUCUCAAUGAUGCUGAAAGUUCGAAGAUUGCUGAGCUUGGUGGUCAUAACUCCUGGAUUUCAUUAUCAGCUGAAGACCAUCAGUGGCACUGGAGUCAGAUCAUGGACAUGCUCGCAUUGCAGUUAGGUACAGAGCGCUUUGACCAGCUUCCUGCAGAAAUUCAGUGA